GCUCACUGACACUGCGAUGUUUGAAUCGAGCAAUGCGGCGAUCAUAGGGGCGGCGAUGCUCCUACUAUUCAUGGGCAUCGGAUACGCCUUCAUACGAAUUAUCAUGGCGCAAAACGGCAGUCAUGUGGACCCUAACUUCUUCGGCCGCGUCCCACUCGUGCAAGAGGACUUCCUCGGCGGCCUUUACGGCCUGAACCGCAACGACAUUGAAGAAUUGAUGUCCCAAGUACACAAGUGGAAGUGCGGCGUGUGUUCCUUCGCCAACAUCGCCGAAGCCCAAGCCUGCGCGUUGUGCGAAACAAAGCCUGGGAUGGUCGUGUCGGACGAGGCCGUCGGCGCCGCGUACCUGCAUCCAAACGACCUCACGCCCCUCCAACAUAGCGCAAGGAUGCGAAAGCAGUGGCUACGCACUGUCGACGAUGCCAGCGGGCAGAUCGUGUGGUCCCAACUCACCCAACCUUUUGGCCCCAACCAAUCAAAAAGCGACGACACGUACUUCAUCGUGACAUCGACCCUGCCGACGGUGCCUGAGGCGAAUAUUUAUGCGGACGUCGGCGACCAGAUCAUUCACGUGGUAGUGGACGAUGAACCCCCUCCAUCUACCCCAUCGACCAAACCCACCGACGGGCUCGAGCCAUUGUUGGCUAGCCGGAUGUCGUUAGAGGCGGCGGCGCAGGUCCCGUCGAGUAGUCCGGACCAGCAAGUGCGGGUGGAGCUGUCGUUUGAACCGCUGACAAUGACCAGUGCCCAGCGUACUCUGGUGGCCACGACACUGUCGCCGUGGCUGGUUCGUCAGCUGGACGACCUCACCAACGAGUCGUUUUCCGUCAAGUACUUGGCAUUGUUGUCACUGUUGCGAGCCAACAUGGACUAUGGGUAUGCAAAGCUCAAGGUGUACCGCGAGCGCAUUUUUCAAGAGUCGAUGGGACUGCUGAUGAUUCUAGGCCCACAACACCUUUGUGCUCGAACACGCAUCGAGUUGCUCGGGGAAGCGGGCAUCGAUGCCGGUGGGUUGCAGCGAGAAUGGUACACGUUGUUCACGCAGGCUGUAUUUGAGCCGUCGGCGGGGCUAUUUGUGGCCACCGACUCGUACGGGUACACGCUCAACCCGUCGUCGACAUGUCGGUCGGAUUUGGAAAAGUUCCGCGCCGUGGGUCGGCUGCUGGCGCGAUCCAUCUUGGACGAGCAGGUGCUGCCGUUCCACUUGACGGUGCCGCUGUUCAAGAUGAUCCUGGGCACGCCGCUGUCUAUGACUGACAUGCUGUACAUGGACAAGCAGAUGUACACGAGUCUCAAGUUCGUCCAGUCGACAUUGGACGUGGACGGGCUGUGCCUCGACUUUAGCGUGACAGUGGAAGGCGGAAAUGUCGUCGAGUUGGUUCCGCAUGGCCAGAAUAUCAUGGUCACGGCCGCCAACCAGGCGGAAUACGUGCAGCGUAUGCUCCAGUACCUCUUGUUCGAUCGCAUCCAACUGCAGCUCCAGAGUUUGCUCACGGGGCUGUUUGAGUUGGCGAUUUCAUCAAUCCCCUAAAAUGUACGUAGUAGGCAAAUAUGACUGAACAGCACAAUUCGGAAUGAUUAUGUAGAUCCUGCCGCAGCAUUAUUUGAUCAUGUUUGACCAUAAAGAGCUCGAGCUGGUAUUGUGUGGCGUGACCGAGAUCGACGUAGCAGACUGGAAGCAGUUUACUGCCACGUCGAGCGUACUUCGUGAUUUUGAGUACCACAGCAUGAAAAUGUACUGGUUUUGGGAUAUAUUGGAGAAUAUGGCGUCGCCUGAUCGAGCCAAGAUCCUGCAAUUCGCGACGGGGUCGACUCGAGUGCCUGUUCAAGGAAUAUUAUGUAUAUGCAGGUUUCAAAGGCCUCACGGGCAGCGACGGUGUACUGUGCCCGUUUUCGAUCAAGGCGAUUCCGUACGUACGUGGCGGCCUCCCAUUGGCCCACUCGUGCUUCAACCGCAUUGACUUGCCCAUGUACCCGUCGCGAGAGUUGAUGGAACACGCGCUCAAGCAGAUUGUAGCCAUGGGGCCGAUCGAGUUUACCCUCAAAUAAUCGUAAUAUCAUAUGUUACGUGAUAACAAUCAACUAAUAUUAA
This is a messenger RNA of Aphanomyces astaci, 2092 nucleotides long. RefSeq lists its product as hypothetical. Gene Ontology annotation, molecular function: ubiquitin-protein transferase activity. Lineage: Eukaryota; Oomycota; Saprolegniomycetes; Saprolegniales; Verrucalvaceae. The record is from RefSeq and is a predicted model, not a curated record. The transcript has 9 exons. Bases 17 to 1531 code for a protein of 504 amino acids.